Messenger RNA from Rhopalosiphum maidis (corn leaf aphid), 1448 nucleotides. It is a transcript of the gene Arl6IP1, whose product is annotated as ARL-6-interacting protein 1 homolog. The transcript has 5 exons. NCBI's taxonomy places the organism in Eukaryota, Metazoa, Arthropoda, Insecta, Hemiptera, Aphididae. The coding region runs from base 450 to 1058 and encodes 202 amino acids. The record is from RefSeq and is a predicted model, not a curated record.
UCUGUCAUUUCCGCUCGUCGAUCCACCGCCGCACCGUCGAUCCACGGGUCUUCACCGUCAUAAUAUUAUAACGAUAUCGCCAAUAUUCGAUCGUCAAUAUCGUACAAUUGCCGUACGUCGUCACUCGUUCCGAACGUUGUUAGGUACAGUACUUCCUGUCUAGCUAUCGCACACUGACCUCAAAAACGAUAUUUUUUCCACGUUUUUCGGCCGACGAUAAAAUAAUAUAAUACCUAUUCAUCGUGAUAUUAUACGUUUAAAUUAUAUUAUUAAUAGCAAAAAUAUCGCAUAUUAUUAAUUGUGAAUCUACUCAGUAAACGGCGACAAUCGUUAACGUCACCAAUCCCCGUGGUUACCUGCCCGCCUGACUGCCAAAAUUUCGGCGAGGACAAUAAUAUUAUAAUAAUUUUUUAUUCUUAUUAUUUGCGACACUACAAUUUCGAACGAACAUGGCCGGUGAUGGAUGCAUCGAUUUCCUGGAAAAGGAAAGGAUUUCAAAAGAACUUAGAGUUCGCAUGAACGAAUGGAAAGAAAUUAUCGUGUUGUUAAACGCAAUAAUGUCUUGGCAAAAAAAUUGGUUUCCCGCGAUUACGGUUACAUGUGUAACGAGUUUAUAUUUAUAUAUGUGGCUGGUCAACUGUUCAAUACUAAACAUGAUAUGGACGGCAGGCUUAUGCGCUGCCUUGUUAGAUUGCAUCGUUUGUGGUCCAUUCCAAAGGAUUCUGCCGCCUAGCAGUUGGGACAAAGAUAAGGAGCGCACGUUCACGGAAAUCUCUGAGUGGGUGGCCGAUUGCUGGGUGACGACAAAGUUGUACAUGGGCCGAUUUUUCAACCUCAGGAAAACACACACUAAACUGUUUCAUUCUGUCUUGUCAGUAUCGUUCUUCAGUCUUUUGUACAUCGGAACCACAUUCAACAAUUUAUUCAUAUCAUAUAUUACAAUUAUGGGGAUAUUGCUGUUUCCCGGAUUCAAAACCAAAUCAGAAUAUAUCGAGGACAGUCUGCAGAGGUACGCUCAUCAAAUGCUAUCCGGCGACGACGACGAUGCGUCUUCGUAAGUCAAACUCCUUGAAUUCAACACGAUCUAUACCUAACCACCUAAUACCUAUUUAACUAUUACGUUUUAGUGUUUUAAAGAGACGGUCGUAUUGUAGUUAAUUAAAUCAUUUUUCCGUCUUUGAAGUUUUCAUAAAUACAUUUUUUUUUUUUUUUUUGGCAUAUGCCCUACCAUUUACAGUAGAUAUCUGCAAUAAUGUGUGCGUGUUUAUGUGUUUGUGUUAUGUUAAUUAUUAUUAUAAUCGUUAACCGCAGAACAAUUUGUAAAUCAUAGAAAUCGCGCUUUAAAGCGAUUAUGAAACUGUUGAAACCGAUAAAACAUUUCAAUAGUUAUAAUAAUAUAAUGUAUCUAAUUUAUUAUGAUAAUAAUAUAGUCUACACAGAGAUUAUAG